AUGGCACCAGAAUUUCCGUGGCCUCGCAUCGAGAGACUAUAUUCAAAUGUAAUGAGCACCACAAAGUUCAUAGAAUACGGUUGGAUUCAUUUCAAUUGGGAUUUUAAUGUUGAAGGUCUGCUGGA
This is a messenger RNA of Racocetra persica, 125 nucleotides long. The record is from the annotation of a GenBank genome assembly. NCBI's taxonomy places the organism in Eukaryota, Fungi, Glomeromycota, Glomeromycetes, Diversisporales, Gigasporaceae.